Messenger RNA from Nilaparvata lugens (brown planthopper), 2879 nucleotides. RefSeq lists its product as uncharacterized. The transcript has 3 exons. Bases 121 to 942 code for a protein of 273 amino acids. Lineage: Eukaryota; Metazoa; Arthropoda; Insecta; Hemiptera; Delphacidae. The record is from RefSeq and is a predicted model, not a curated record.
CUGUUCCCGCCUAUUUCUCUAACCAAAAAUUUAGACUUGUUCUUGUUAUCUAUGCUUAGGCCUAUCUUUGUUUUUUGUGAAUUAGUUGUCUUUUUAUUUCACUAGUUUAAAUUGUAUAAAAUGAGUAAUCAUUUUGAAAAUCUUCGUGAACUAGGAAAAAGGAUUGAUGAAGGUAUUGAACAUCUUGAAAAUAAACUUGCUAAUCCAUAUAGUCUGGGAGUAGUCACUUCAAAAUCAGCAGCAUUAUGUGAGAAAACAAUUGAGAAGUUGGAAAAUGAAAUGAAAGAUCUGCUGGAGAACAUCGAACCAUUCAUCAAAGAGGAAACAGAAGAUUUAGAAGAAAUACAAGGCGACAUUGACGCUGUGAAUGAUUUUAUGAAGAAAUUAAUUGAUAAUAUCAAUGUUAUGGAAUCCAGGUUGAGGAAUAAACCAGACUACGUUCCUUUUUCAAUGCCUAUUCAGGACAACUUUUCACCUGUAUCACCUGUAAACUCUGUGAUCGAUGACUGCUCAGUGGCCAACACUUCGAUCUUGAAAGAUCUCACCAACAGCGAAAAUCUCAUCGGAAACGAAUCACCGAACUUGUUGGUGUCUCCCAACUACAUCAGCACGCCAGAGCCGGGCUCCAGUUGCCGCCGGUUCUCCACCUCGUCGCGGAAGCCGACCAACCUCACACCGUUCCAAAAGAUCUGGCAGAAACACAACCAGUCACCUGACAUCAGCCAUCUCAGUGAGAACAUGUCUCGGCUCGACACUCCCGGCAAUCUCAGCAGAAACUCCAACAGGUCGUUUCUAAGAAAUCAACCUCAACUUCCGAAAGUUCCCGCUAUGCAUAACGGUGGACUCAAAAAGAAAGAGAUUAUCGAGUCCCCUAAAGAGCCUGAAUGUUCGUUUCAAGUUUUUCGUCGUCCACAUUACCAGAGAAACUACAAUUACAAUUGAGAGGUACUACAAUUAUUAUAAAUACUUGUGUUGUUUUGUCUGUAUUGCUCACAAUCAUCCUUACUACCCAAUUUGUUGGUCAUAUUCUCAGUUAUUUUAAUAUAAAUCGGAUCAGCUGGUGGUUUAAACUCUAAGGGCCGUUUGCACAGUCACAGUUUAAACUAAAUUUUAUUUUAAACUGGAUUAAAUCCGUAUCAAGUCUUGUUUGUUAUAAUAUGAUUCAUUUUGAGUUUAAACCACCAGCUGAUUAAAUCCAGUUUCAGCUUUGACUGUGCAAACUGCCCUUAAUGGAACUAUGGAAUAAUGAAAGUAUCCUCUCUCCCUAGAAUGAAACAAAUUAUGAUUGAUGGAUGUGACCGUUGACCAUAGCUUAAUGAUCCAUAGCUUUAAACUUUCAACUAAGCUUUCUACUAACUUCACUGCGCAUCCAAGUACUCUUUGAUGAUGAUAAGAAUAUUGCUUAUCCAUAUGUACACAUUUCUGAUUCUAUGUUAUGUUUUCUUGUAAUUAAUUUUUAUUGUACUCAAUAUUUAUGUUAUUUUCUACCACUUACCAUAUUAUAAUAGUCUUUGAGAUGUCGGUAUAUAAUUUAUGCGUGAUGCAUGUAUAAAAUUAGUUUGUUGAAAUGAUAAUUUGUUGUAAAUUAAGUUUUAGAUUGGUAACUUGGAGUCACUGGAAUUUAGCGGUAUACACAUUCAUCUAUUGCCUCAGUCAUGAGUCAAAACUCCAUUAGUUCCUAAGUGCCAUCCCAAUAUAAAAAAAUUUCUGUCGCAAACUUCUCAUAAAAUUAUAUUUAUCAUCUAUCGAUGCUCAUUUGUAGCUCUUAUCUGUCAACCUUUUUCUUUCUGUUGUCGAAAUAAUCCUAUUAUUAUUCAAAACAAUAAUGCAUUAUGUUUAAGUGAUCCUGAAAUAUAAGUGGGACACUUCUUGGUUGCUUGAAUUAAAAUAUUAAAAUAGCAUCUGAAUGACAGUGAAUCACUUGAUUAAUCGCACCAGAAAAAUCAACUCAUUAUAGGAAGUUGAGAAAUUAGUAGUCUGAAGAGUUAAAAUAUAAAAAUUCACUUUAAAUUUAAUAAAUUGGAGGAAUCUACUAUUUGCAACAUUCAAGUUUAUAAGUUACUUAGACAAGGAAAUGUUUCAGGUGGGUUGCCAUCUUCAGGUAGGCUAUAUAUUGAAAAAAAUCCUGAAGAUUCCUGCAACCAAUCUUUCGGGUGGGUUGCCAUCUUUAGGUAGGCUAUAUAUUGAAAAAAAUCCUGAAGAUUCCUGCAACCAAUCUUUCGGGUGGGUUGCCAUCUUCAGGUAGACUAUAUAUUAAAAAAAAUCCUGAAGAUUCCUGCAACCAAUCUUUCGGGUGGGUUGCCAUCUUCAGGUAGGCUAUAUAUUAAAAAAAAUCCUGAAGAUUCCUGCAACCCAGUCGAAAAUCUCGUUGUUCAAGUAACUUAUAAAUUUGGAAGUUUCAAAACAUAGCCUGCAAGUUUAAUUUAUUAAAUUCCAAGUGCAUUAAUAACCACAGUCCGUGAUAGAAUCCAAAAUUGAUAGAUAAAUAAAUUUGAUGAGCAAGUAUAGUGACGUAGGUAAGGAGUGGUUGAAAAAAUCGAAUUAGAAUAUUAACUGCCUGUUGCACAAAAUCCAUUUAAAUCGUGAUUUAAUUCACGAGAACCAUUUAGAGAAGCCUUCUCUGAUUUUUUUAAACCGGCUUUUGUGCGACUGGACCAAUAUCUUAAUCUCUUAUUUAAAAUGUGACUAAAGAUAAUAAUAAAGCGACUGAGAUUAGAAAAAAAUCAUAAAUGCCUUGUAUCAAUUUAUAUUUGUUAUUAUUGUUGUAUUCAAAUUAUUGUAUUUAAUAAUCCAUAAUAUUAAUUCUAAAGAUUUGUUCUUCUAUCAGUCUAAUAAAACAUUUACAGUAUAUAUUUUGAAAAUAAAUUGUUUACUCUUUA